UCCACUCUUCCUUCCAGUUCAGAAUUGCCUCAUUUACAAGCAGUUUAUGCAGCUCCACUGACGUCAAUGGAGCGGUGUGUGAUGUAUAUAACCAUUGAGCUACAGGAGCUCCACUCCAGUCUGUCUGCAAACACUCUUCCUCACAAGUACCUUUGAAGCAACAGAAGACGAUCGAGAAGCGCGCGGCUGUGUCCAGCAUGAAGCCCGUCCCUUUGGUCCUGCUCAUUACUUCAGUCUUACUGACCACCCACAUCCCGCUGAGCACCUGUCGACCCCGCGAAAUGAGCUUUAUGAGCAGCCAGCUAGACGACGUGCUCCUAAACAGGGCUGGAGACGACGCCGUGUCGUUCCUGCUGGGCGAAAAACUCCUUCAGUAUUUGCAGAGAACCGUCGGAGCGCAGAAAGCAGGUGGUGUCCUGCAUCUCCAGCACUUCCCCACGGCGCAGCUGCGCUCUCCUCACGAGGACAACAGCUUAGAGGAGUUUUCCAAACGGAACGACGACCCUCCGAUCUCCAUCGACCUCACCUUCCACCUGCUGAGAAACAUGAUAGAAAUGGCGCGGAACGAGAAUCAAAGGGAACAGGCGGGACUCAACCGCAAAUAUCUAGAUGAGGUUGGGAAGUAGCUGUAGUUCAACGAUGAUGCUUUCAAUCGGCGAGUAAAGAACAAGCUCAAUGCACUCUUUCACACCCCCAAAACUCUCGCUAAAGCAUAGGCUACGACAUUCACCGAUGCCUCCUGCUCGACCCACACUCUUAGAAAUAAAGGUUCUUCAGUGGUUCUUUGGUUCAGCAAAUAACCUCCUUUGUCGUUGUUGAGUUGGCUGUGGUUUUUUGGAGAUUAAAAAAACAAAACAAAAAAAUCAUCUUCAAAUCAG
Rhinichthys klamathensis goyatoka is the source of this 878-nucleotide messenger RNA. It is a transcript of the gene ucn1, whose product is annotated as urotensin 1. Gene Ontology annotation, molecular function: hormone activity. Gene Ontology annotation, cellular component: extracellular region. The record is from RefSeq and is a predicted model, not a curated record. Lineage: Eukaryota; Metazoa; Chordata; Actinopteri; Cypriniformes; Leuciscidae. The coding region runs from base 198 to 626 and encodes 142 amino acids. The transcript is spliced from 2 exons.